AGGUAAUGAUCUGGCAGCUAGCAAAUGAUGUUGAAGCAUUCCUCCACCAACACAAUAAACCUCCACCACAGUCUUUCUACGAUCAGAUGAUUAUAAACAAUAAACAGAUGCAAGAGAAGAAUAAGGAGCAGGAAAGACUGAGAGAGGAGAUGAAGGUGAGGUGCAUACUGACAUUGACAUAUAUAAUAGUAUAUUACCCAUAAGCAGAAAUCGAAAGUAAAGGUUUACAUCACCUAUUCUUACGUAGUAUUGAAUAAGCAACUCUUUUUGAACUAUUUUCAUUGUGUUCAGAGAAAAGAAAUGGAACAAGAAGUCAUUCGGCGUCAGGAAGUCCUGAAAAGUGAGACACGUAAACGCAAAGAAGAUUAUAAGAAUGUAAGUUUUAUUUUAUUAUUUUGACCACAAUAAAGAUGAUUUCUAAAUAAUUUCAAAAUUAUUGAAACAAUGACAAAUGAUAAACAUUAAAUUCAUAUUCAUUUGAUCAUCUGGAACUUGAAGAUGGCAACUUACUAACAAAAAUGAAAGCUUAUAUUAAAACCCUCCAAACUGGAAAACAUGCUCUGUCAGAAUUGAGUUGUUUGGUUAGUUUACACAGAGUUGAAUGUAGCAAAGAGGCUGUACAAUUUUUAAUUUUUUAUAAAUUUUGUUGAAUUAUAUUUAAAUAAAGGUAAAUAUAUUAAUUUUUUAUUAGGGCAAGAAGGACCUUGUUAAUGGUAUAUAUAAAUAUAUUAGAAUUUACAUAACGUAAAAAAAUUAUUUUAUACAUCAGAUUAGUUAUCAAGGUAAUCAUACAAUUUGAAUUAAAAUCUAAUAAUAUAAGAUGACAUAUAACAAGCAAAUAUAAUUUUAUAAAUAUUUUUUUUACCUUGACUCCUCAGGCUGAAUCAAAUCUCCCCUCCAGCAACAUCUCUAAACUGGCAGCCCCAUUCAGCCCCCUUGUCUCACCCAUAGCCCCAACUCAACAACACCCAACAGCUCGCUCUGUAUCACCUGCCACUCCCAACAGAUUUGGGACCCCAUCCAGACAAGUGCCCAUUCCAACUUUACCCAGGGAACGGUAUAUAGUUUAUAGGACCAUUAAAUAACACCGGAUUCAAAUUUCUCAUUUUAUUCAUUUCAUGAGUAUUUUUUUAAUUAUUGAAUGCCAUUUUACAAACUGCUUACUUAUCCAUUCAAAUAAAUUUCAUUUAGUUAAAUCCCUCCCAAAUUAAAAAAAAAAAAAUUAUCUCAUUUAAAAAUUAAAGUUAAUCUACCAGCACAAGCAGUUAAUAUACAAAGGACACAUUGUGUAAAGUGCUGUUCCACUUAAUGUUUCAGACGAACCAGCACACCCAAGAGAAUAGAAGAUGAGGAUUCAGGGACAAGUCCUUCCUGUAAAGAGCAUGCUGCUGGCAUUACCCAGCUGACAUUUUUACAUAACAAGAUAGAGAGGAAAAUACAGAGGGGGAAAUGUUUAGGCAAGUAUUGCAACUCUCAGUUGUUAGCAUAAUAAAGUUUUUGAAAAACUGACUGAAUCAUUUGAACAGGGGCUGAUAUGGGUGAUUUUAUUUGGAAGGAUUCAACUUUUCAUUGGUAAUUUAUUUUUUAGUGUGGCUCCUUUGCGUGUUUCCAGGUCACAGCAGUAGCGGCAGCACAAUGUAUGCCGGUAUGGACAUGGCCAGUGGUGAGCUGGUGGCUGUUGGUGAGUGGAUCAUGAAGUGGAGACAUGUCAGUAAAAAGUCCAACACUUAUGACAAAGAGGAGGAUCCGGAGGGAGCUGUACAUCUUAAACAGGUCAGUAAACACACAUCCCCCGACCUUCCAUUAAGGCCUGCACAACAUGCUGCUCGCCAGCAUCCACUUUGUGGCCCGCAAAGUUACGACAUAUUCUAUUUUAUUGGUAUUUUCUUAAUAGAUUCCCCCCCUGUCGUAUUUUCUUUGGCCCCCACAAGUUUUUCAUAAAGUAUUACAGCCGCCCUACAUUUUGAUUUGCGCAGGCCUGCUUUAUAUGUUUCUCAACAAAUUUUGAAAUUUUUCAUUUUUAAAAAAAAUAUAAGUCCUUACAUUUUUGUUCCGUAAAGGUUUUUUGUUAAAAACUAGACUGAUUGUCAACCAUUAUAUUAACGGUCAGGUUUUGAGCAUUGAACAAGAACUUUUAGCAUUACUUCGGCUGAAUCACCCAAACCUCAUUCAUUACCUCGGCUGGAAGCAUGAGCAUCAG
Lymnaea stagnalis (great pond snail) is the source of this 2200-nucleotide messenger RNA. NCBI's taxonomy places the organism in Eukaryota, Metazoa, Mollusca, Gastropoda, Lymnaeidae. The record is from the annotation of a GenBank genome assembly.